Molecule: messenger RNA, 551 nt
Organism: Baudoinia panamericana UAMH 10762
Lineage: Eukaryota; Fungi; Ascomycota; Dothideomycetes; Mycosphaerellales; Teratosphaeriaceae
Exons: 2
Coding region: 104-301 (65 amino acids)
Source: RefSeq, a predicted model, not a curated record
UCACAACCACACUUCUCCUUCACCAUCGAAGACCAAGUCUCAGCCUUCAGUACGCCAGCUAUCUACACUCGUUAAGCUUCCCCAAGCUCUUCCAUCAUACACAAUGGCGAUUGACUACGUUGGCUGCACUCUCCAGGCCAUCGAUUACGUUGGCUGCACCCUCCAGGCCGUCGAUUAUGUUGGCUGCACUCUCCAGGCCAUCGACUACGUCGGCUGCACUCUCCAGGCCAUCGACUACGUCGGCUGCACCCUCCAAGCCAUCGACUACGUUGGCUGCACCGUCCAGAACAACGAGCAGUAGAUGCUGAACGUGGCCUCUUCUGCUGCACGUUGAUCUUUGACUCCAGCAACAUUCGCGCGGCAUGCCCGACUUGAUCGGGCUUUGAUUGAUUGGGCUUUCGGUUAUUUUUUUUGAUCUCCACUAUAGACGCAGGGCGGAAUUCGCAGUCUAAUUAGUGCGAAGGCUGGCUGGGCUUGUGGAUGAGCAGUCGGUCUCUGCGCUUGGGUCUUGGGUAGCUUGUUUUCAAACAUUGAAGCGGUGCGGCCACAAC